Sesamum indicum (sesame) is the source of this 3895-nucleotide messenger RNA. RefSeq names its product Transcriptional factor B3 family protein / auxin-responsive factor AUX/IAA-like protein (gene MP). Gene Ontology annotation, molecular function: DNA binding. Gene Ontology annotation, biological process: response to hormone; regulation of DNA-templated transcription. Gene Ontology annotation, cellular component: nucleus. NCBI's taxonomy places the organism in Eukaryota, Viridiplantae, Streptophyta, Magnoliopsida, Lamiales, Pedaliaceae. The record is from RefSeq and is a predicted model, not a curated record.
UCGUGUGGGAAUAGCACUGCUCUGCCUCUGCAUAUGCACAUUUCUUUAUUCAUUUCCUCAGCUUACUGAAUUUCUCAGCCUAAAGCUGCAACAGAAUCGACCAUUUUCAGCAAGUGUGUGCGCAGGUUAGGAGCAUGCACGCUCUUGCCCAGUUCUUGAAGCCCAUCCCUUUGCAGGUUGAGACUUAUACGGGCAGAAAACAGUGAAAGAGUAAUGUGAACGAGAGAGAGAGAGAGAGAGAGAGAGGAAAAAGAUUGAGACUUUUGGUUUUAUGUUGAUUGAGAAAGGCAAAGUUGGAGGCUUUUUUUCUUUUUUUCUCAUAAAAGGGCACUCUUCAAUUGAAAGGUCAAUUUCUUUUUAGAAGAGUAUAAAGGGAAAAAAGAGGUGGGGAAAAGGGGGGGAACACUUGAUAAUCCGACCACUCAUGCUUUGGUCCGCGUGCUUUGAUGCAUAAAAACUGACCCCUCUAAGUUUUUUUUGUGUGUAUAAUUUCUUGGUUUUUAACUUUACCCAUCUUGCUGUUGAUGGACUGUGACUGAGUGAGAAGAAGGGGGAAGCCCCACAUAGAUUUUCCAGUGCUUCAUCACUGUAUAUUUUGUUCAUUGGGUUUUGGAUUUUUAGGGCAUGCUCUCUUUGAUUGGUUCCUCUCAUGCUACUAGAUUCUCUGAAUAACUGUCUUGGCUUUAUUCCUCUGUACUUCCAAGAAUUACUGGGUGAUUUCUUUAAGGUGUCCCCCCCUCUUCUGCUGCUGAUGAAUAAGAGUAUGUGAAUUUUCUUGAAGUGGGCUGUUCUCCCCCUCCCUCCUUUUUGUGGGAGAAAAUUCAAUCUUGAUGGUUGGUGUAACUGGUUGAAUGAGAAGAUGGGUUCUUUAGAUUUUGGGGGUUGAAGCACAGAUAAAAGGGAUAGAGGAUACAUACAUACAUGGCUUCUGUUGAAGAAAAGCUCAAACCAGGAGGUUUGGUGGUCAGUGGUUCACAUAAUCUACUUGAAGGGAUGAAACUGUUGAAAGAAAUGCAGGAUCAUAAUGGAGUGAGGAAGCAGAUAAAUUCUGAGUUAUGGCAUGCUUGUGCCGGUCCACUGGUCACCUUGCCUCAGGUUGGAAGCCUUGUCUAUUAUUUUCCACAAGGACACAGUGAACAGGUUGCGGUUUCGACUAAUAGAACAGCAACGGCACAGAUACCCAACUAUCCAAAUCUCCCCCCUCAGUUGUUGUGCCAAGUUCACAAUGUUACACUCCAUGCAGACAAAGAUACAGAUGAGAUCUAUGCACAAAUGAGCCUCCAGCCUGUAAAUUCUGAAAAAGACGUCAUUCCUAUACCCGACUUUGGACUGAAGCCCAGUAAACAUCCAACUGAAUUCUUCUGCAAAACUUUGACGGCUAGCGAUACAAGCACACAUGGUGGCUUCUCCGUUCCACGGAGGGCUGCAGAAAAGCUCUUUCCACAAUUAGAUUACUCGAUGCAGCCUCCCACUCAAGAACUUGUUGUCCGUGAUCUGCAUGAUAAUACGUGGACCUUUCGUCAUAUAUACCGGGGGCAGCCAAAGCGACACCUCCUCACAACUGGUUGGAGUAUGUUUGUUGGUGCAAAGCGGCUUAGAGCCGGUGAUUCAGUUCUCUUCAUCAGAGAUGAAAAAUCCCAACUUUUGCUGGGAGUAAGACGUGUUAACCGCCAGCAAGCAGCUUUGCCAUCUUCAGUAUUGUCUGCUGAUAGCAUGCACAUAGGAAUCCUUGCUGCUGCUGCUCAUGCUGCUGCUAGUAGAAGCCCAUUUACGAUCUUCUACAAUCCAAGGGCAUGCCCCUCAGAGUUCGUCAUUCCAUUUGCCAAAUAUCGAAAAACUGUUUAUGGUACACAGCUCUCCAUCGGUAUGAGAUUCGGUAUGAUGUUUGAAACUGAAGAAUCCAGUAAAAGAAGAUACAUGGGCACAAUUACCGGUAUAAGCGACCUAGAUCCACUGAGAUGGCCCAACUCAAAAUGGCGUAGUCUUCAGGUUGAAUGGGACGAGCCCGGGUGUGGGGAUAAGCGAAAUCGAGUUAGCCCAUGGGAAAUUGAGACUCCUGAGAGUCUCUUUAUAUUUCCAUCCCUAACUGCCAAUCUCAAGCGCCCUUUCCACUCUGCCUUCAUUGGGGCACAAACAGAAUGGGACACAUUGAUAAAUAGGCCUUUCCUCCGAGUUCCUGACAGUUCACCUGGUGAUUUUCAAUGUCCCUCAAUACCCAGCCUGUGGUCAGAUCAGCUAAUGAAGAUGCUCGUAAAACCUCAAAGAGUAAUCUCUCCUGGGAACAUUGCACCUCCUAUGCAAGAGGCCAAGGACGCUGCAAGGCAAGAAGCAACAUCUCUGAUGCAAUCAGCAGUCAAGCAGAAACCUGAGUUGAUCACUCCAGAUGGGUUUCCGCAAGGAGAAAUCCAUCACAUAACAAACUCGGGUAUUUUACUACCAGGAAAACCAGCACAGACUGACAAACUUGAAAACCAAACAUCUUCAGGAACUAGUUCUGAGUUGACAAAAGUAGAACCUGUACUUGCUUCAGAUCAGUUAAGCCACUUUCAGACACAGGGACAGUGCAAUGAAGAAAAACUGCCUGUGAAGCCCACAAAUCCCCACAAUCUCAUAAACGAUUUUGCAGGCAUGGAUCAGAACAAUGGUCCAUUACCCUUGCAAACAAGUGGAUGGAUCAGUCAAUCACGGUUAGACUCUCACAGUAUUCAAACUCAACAAAUUGAUCCAUCCCAAGUGGAGACUGCCAGUGCAAAUGCCUUGCUCCAAUGCCCCGGACAAGUUGAGUUUAGCUCGUAUUCUCCGAUGUAUUCUUCUCCAUCUGGAUCGUUUAGAAAUCCAGGAUCUUUGACCAUGAUUAAGAAAUCUGAUCAGCCUUCUACAACAUCGUGCACUGCUUAUACUGUGCUGCCUUCAGUAGGCCAAGAAUUGUGGGAUUCUCAGUUUAAUGAUGCUAAAUGCGUUUCCCAAGCUGAUCUCCCUAUCUUGUUGCCUCAUCAAAACUUUCAGUAUGGUUCAUGUGGUCUGAAAGACUUGUCAGAUGAGAACCACAACCAGAGUGACAUAUAUAGCUGUCUCAAUCUUGAUGGUAGUAACAGUGGAAGCACAGUGAUUGAUCCUUCUGUUUCCAGCAUAGUCUUGGAUGAUUUUUGUACGAUAAAGAAUGCCGAUUUCCAUAGUCCUUCUGAUUAUCUUGUGGGGAACUUCUGCUCAAAUCAAGAUGUUCAAUCCCAGAUUACAUCAGUCAGCCUGGCAGAUUCUCAGACAUUCUCUCUGCAAGAAUACGCGGACAACUCAGGUGGAGCAUCUUCAAGUAAUGUGGAUUUUGAUGACAACAAUCUUUUGCAGCAUACCUCAUGGCAGCAAGUAACUCCAAGGUUCCGAACUUAUACCAAGAUUCAAAAGGCCGGAUCUGUUGGAAGGUCGAUCGAUGUCUCGAGUUUUAAAACUUAUGAUGAACUACGUUUUGCAAUCGAGCGCAUGUUCGGUCUUGAGGGCUUGCUCAAUGACUUGGCUUCUGGAUGGAAGCUGGUCUAUGUGGAUUUUGAAAAUGAUGUUCUUCUUGUUGGUGACGAUCCUUGGGAGGAAUUUGUGGGCUGCGUAAAAUGCAUUAGAAUUCUAUCGCCAUCGGAAGUUCAGCAGAUGGGUGAAGAGGGAAUGCAGCUUUUAAACUCUGUAGGGCAAGGCGUUAAAGGCUUAACCUCAGAAGUUGGCUGUGAUAGAGAUGGCUCUAGCUAACCAUUUAUUCUUGGACCAGAGGAUCUGAAGAUUUUGCUGAAGCCUAGAGUGCCAUGCGCUCAUAAGGUUCGAUGAAUCCUAGGUCGUGCUGUAAUAGAGAUUGGGUUUUACAUGUGGUUGUAAAGCUGCUAUUAUUGUUAUGUAUUGGGCAGAACUCUGA